UUUUUUUUUUCUAUUAACGUAGGUACCCAUUUACAAUUUACGCUUAAACAGGCACACAACAAUAAUACCUAUCGCACGAUUCCCUACAUGGUAUUCCGCCGCAUUGUCACACAAACAACGUUAUUACUUAAAUAACAAGCGCCCGCGCACGCGCUCUCCGCCGCCGCCGUCUACCUCGCAACGCAGUGAUUGAUUUUCUCGCCGCCGGCCGAUGUCGCGGCUAAGCGCGACGGCGCGCACAUCGCGUUCGAAUUUCACGCGGCGCGCACUGCGACUGCACCAUGUUUUCCCCGGACGGCGGCGGAAACGCGGCUGGCCGCGGCCUGAUCGGCUGCGCGCUCCUCGCGUCCGAAGCGGCGGCCCACGUCGCCAGGCUGUGCCGGUCUAAUCCGCGGCUCCUGUCCAUGCUGGUCCAGGAGAAAUGCGGCGAUGACGCCAACAGCAGUCGGUUCGCGCACGACUUCAAAACGCUGGCCGACGUGCUGGUGCAGCGCAUCGUGGCCAAACGCAUCGGCCGACAGUUUCCAGAACUCGAUGGAAACGUGUAUGGUGAAGAAAAUGAUACAAUACAGAACAAUAAAGGUCAAGACGUCACCAUAAUAGUCGGAGAGACAGUAGAAGAGACAUUGCAGUGUUUGUCCAAAGCUUUGAGUGACGAUUUAGACUCAGCAAAAAGUUUAGCCGAAGCUGCUCAUAAAGAAUUCAGGUUGAAUGAUCUCAACGUCGACUGUUAUCCACCUGAAGAGGAAAACUUAGAUUUGGAGAAAGUCGGAAUAUGGAUCGAUCCUAUUGAUUCAACAAACGAAUAUAUAAACGGAAAUGUCGAUAAUAUAAACGAAUACGGAUUUCAUUCAAGUGGACUCCAUUGUGUUACAAUUAAUAUUGGUUUAUUUGACAAGCAUAGCGGAAAACCUAUCGCCGGCGUAAUCAAUCAACCGUUUUUCAAGUUUGACACAAUCGAAGGGUGGAGUGGAAGAUGUUACUGGGCGUACUGCGAUGGACAGAAAAAUUUAAACUCAUUGCCAAAAUUCAUUAGCUGCAAUCAGGAGUUGGUGGUGACUAGCAACAGCGAGACAGACGAAGCCAAGAAGGCGCUACAGCGGUCCGGUUACAUCGUAACCACGGCGUCCGGAGCCGGUUACAAAAUGCUGUGCGUGGCGCUAGGUGUCGUCAAGUGCUACGCGCUGACCAAGGACUCGACGUACUCGUGGGACACGUGCGCGGCGCACGCAAUGUUGACGUCCCAGGGUGGCGCGGCGUGCCCCUGUCGCACAUCCGCCGGGCCACUCACGUACCGGUCCAAGACCACCGGCGGUGGACGGGCUCAUUGCAACGCGGACGGCAUUAUCGCUUCGCGCGACUUACGAACCAUCGACCGAGUGCACGCGAUCCUGUCGCCGCUGCAUACGUACUGCAACAGCUGAUGCGUUUCAGCUGAUUCGGUUGCACUACUGCAAUCGAUGGGCGCCUCGCGUACACUAUUCCAUUAAAACCAUAUAGACCGUUAUUUUUUCUUUAGCGUUUAUGUUUUUUCCGCGUGUGAAAUACACGCGUAGUAUUGAUUACAUCAAUAACCUAUACCUAUGGCACUUUUUAGAUUUGCGACGCAAGCAGGUCAUAAAAAAUAAAUUCUACGGUCGUUAUUUUAAAUUAAAAUACAAUUUUUUUUCUAUUUCAAACAGACGUAGAAUAUACACGUCGAAAUUAUCUCCGCGAAAUAUGCAGUAAAAAUAUCAUUUGCGUUCAAUUAUUUUUUAACGUAUGAAUAGAGUUUAAUUCCUUAAUAGAAGAGAAACUUUUUGGAGCACUAUGAUGAAAAUGUGUUUAAAACAUUAAAAAUAACCGCCGUAAUUUAUUGUUAUCGCGUGACACGUCUUCUUCAUAAUAUCAAACGAACAUCAUAUAUAACCGUUACACAGUAUUUUAUGUAAGUACUAUUAUAUAAGAGUAUAUUAUAAGUAAUUAAUAGACAUUUGAUCAUAAAUAGCCGUAUUAUUACGUAUUGUUAUAGUUAUUAUUAUUAUAU
Messenger RNA from Melanaphis sacchari, 2026 nucleotides. It is a transcript of the gene Ipp, whose product is annotated as inositol polyphosphate 1-phosphatase. The coding region runs from base 282 to 1424 and encodes 380 amino acids. The record is from RefSeq and is a predicted model, not a curated record. NCBI's taxonomy places the organism in Eukaryota, Metazoa, Arthropoda, Insecta, Hemiptera, Aphididae. The transcript is spliced from 5 exons. Gene Ontology annotation, molecular function: inositol-1,4-bisphosphate 1-phosphatase activity.